Eruca vesicaria subsp. sativa (arugula) is the source of this 841-nucleotide messenger RNA. NCBI's taxonomy places the organism in Eukaryota, Viridiplantae, Streptophyta, Magnoliopsida, Brassicales, Brassicaceae. The record is from the annotation of a GenBank genome assembly.
AUGAAGAUGGUAAGCCAAAAUCUAACGGGGACGUUGCUCCUCUUCACCACAUUUCUUUUCAUUUCCCGCUCAAUCUCAGCCAUUGAUUCUCCUCCAAGACUAAACGCAACAACCAACGAUCUAACUUUCAUCCGAACAAGCUGCAACGCUACUCUAUAUCCAGACCUCUGCUUCAACUCUCUCGCCAGCUACGCCUCCGCCGUUCAAAACAGUCCAGCGAGGCUAGCAAAACUCGCUAUCGGUGUUACCAUUUCAAAAGCUAAAUCAACGGCUAUUUUUCUUACCAAACUCUCGCGGUCCGCAACCAAAGUCAAAGACUGUGCUUCUUACCUCAAAGACGCACUCGACGAGAUGAGAGAUUCUCUCCGAACACUACGCGACAUUAGCCGCGGAGUAGGCAUCACUGCGGCUCCGUCAUCGGUGGAGAUGUUUAGAUUCAAGAUGAGUGACGUGCAGACGUAUAUGAGUGCAGCAUUGACGUAUGAAGAUACGUGUACGGACGAAUAUGAGGAAAUGGAAGGGACCAAGACGGCUGUUUAUGAUCGGGUGAACAAUCUGAAGAGGUUAACUAGUAAUGCUCUUGCGCUUGUUAAUAGUUAUGCCAACAAUGGAGCUCCAUGAGAUCAUGAAAGAGUUUUUUAACCUUUAAUUUAAAUGUUUCUUGUGAUGAUUCCUUUACUUUGUUAAAUAUUUAUUCUGAUAAGUUAGUAGAUCAUGGGUUUAAAACUUUUAAAUUCAAAAUGUAUCAUAUACUUGAGUUCAGUGUGGUACUGGUACAUGUUAUAUACUUAAAUUGUCAGAUUUUCUUGUGAUUAGUAGGAGAUAUAAUUUUUUGGUGUAA